CUUUCUUUGUUUUUUUCACUUUAUUACUCUUUCUUUUGAAUGACUGAAACGCAUAAUAAUUUACCUACCUUACAACAGGUACUUACUCGAAAAACACUUCCACCAAUAUGUUUAUACAAUUAUUAUAUAGUCAUGCGGGAUCGAUUACAUAUGGAAGAAGUAUUGGAUUUUUAUUUGGAUGUACAACAUCACGAACAACUUUGGAGACGAUACGUAAGGUCUAUGCACAAAACUGGAAUGUUAUCUGAAGAUGAUUUGGUAGAAGGUUUUCACUCUCCACGUGUAUUAAGUCGUAUAUCACAUCUAUCGAAUGAAACACCAAAACAACAAGAAGAAAACGAAUCAAUGAGACCAGAAACAAUAGAAUCAAAACUUCCUAAUCGACAAGAUGUUAGUGAUUCAGCACAACAUAUCCUAUUACGUUAUUUGGUACCAUCUGCAUCUAAAGAAUUAACACAACUACCUCUAGGGUUAAAGAACGCUACUCGAGCCAUGUUAGAACAAGAAAAACGAGAUGAUCCAGCUGUAUUUGCAGAAGCGAAGGAUUACUUAUUUGAAUUAAUGCAACGACAAGCAUAUCCGAAAUUCCUACGUAUCAAAGUUUGGGGCAAUGUUACUUUAUGGCAACAAUUAGGAAGAUUGAUACUUGGUUUAGUGUCCUUAUUAGCUGGAUUUGCUACUGGAUUUAGUCUCAUCUUUUUGGGUUACUCACCUUGGGGUGUACGAUGGUGGAUUCUCUUACCUUUUUGGAUUGGAAUUUUGAAUGUAUUAGUAUUUUUGACUGGAUUGGAUCCUUUAUGGGUAUUAUUUUUCAAUGCAAGUGAAACGACAACAUUUCAUUUCAAUAAAAUCAAGCAACCUCAAGUUAAAAGGAUUUUAUGGUCUAGAUCUAUUUGGUUAUUGAUUACAAGUUUGAUUGUUUCUGCGGUACUUACUGUCAUAUUUUGUGCUGUUCCUUCAAAAAGAUUAUGAUUCCCUUGUUUAGAUUUUUUUUUUUAAUAUUAUUAUCCUUUUUUCUUUUUUUUUUUUAGUCUUACCUUUUUUUUUCUUUUUACUUCUCAUAUAUCAUUAAUAAACAAGUUAC
Molecule: messenger RNA, 1084 nt
Organism: Halteromyces radiatus
Lineage: Eukaryota; Fungi; Mucoromycota; Mucoromycetes; Mucorales; Cunninghamellaceae
Exons: 2
Coding region: 40-972 (310 amino acids)
Biological process (GO): intracellular protein localization
Cellular component (GO): plasma membrane
Source: RefSeq, a predicted model, not a curated record